AUGGCAGAGAGCACGAGAUUUAGGACUUUGGAAGAUCAGCUCAAGAAGCAGGAGCAUCGACUUCAGGAAUUGAUGGAAUCCAUGGUGGCGGUGCGGAGUGCCGGCGCUGAGGAGUGGCGGCAGAAAUUCCAGUCAGAAGUAGAGCAAAACAAUGCGAAAUUGGAAGCAAUAGCGGGGAGCAUGGAUCAGAAGUUCAACAAGAUGGAACAAAGGUUCAGCUCAGUGUUGAAGUUACUGAUGAAGGAGAAAGGUUUGACCGACAUGGAUGGGAGCGUAGCUGAGCCAAUCUUACCCACACCACCUGCUCAUUUGCGAUUGACAACUUCCACCGAAGGACCGGGGAUUUCGCAGGAAUACAGAGGUAGGCAAUUUACCCCUAAUGUACCUCGCUUGGAAUUACCAAUGUUCAAUUCUGGAAAUCCUAGGGAGUGGGUGCGAAAAUGUCAAAAGUACUUUCUGAAUUAUCAGAUCGCCGAGAAUCAUAAGGUAGAUGUAGCAGAGAUGUUUUUGGAGGGAAAGGCUGACAACUGGUUUCAGGGAGUGAAAUUAGUGAAGCCUGGGAUACUAUGGGGAGAGUUCAGUGAACUAUUAUGUGAGAGGUUUUCAGGAGGUAGUUCACGUGACAUUGUCGAAGAGUUCAACAAGUUGCAACAGAGAGGUUCAGUGGAGGAAUAUGAAGAAAAGUUUGAGGAGCUGAAGACACUAAUGUUGAUGAAGAACCCCAGGCUAGAUGAACUCUACUUUGUUUCUAGCUUCAUUAGUGGUCUCAAAGAGGAUAUCAAACCUAUGGUAAAGAUGUUUAAGCCUCAGACUCUGAUGAAGGCAUUUGAGGUUGCUGAACUGCAGGAAUCCUCCAUAGAAAUUCAGUCCAAGCAAAAUAAAACUGCAGGAAGAGUUGCGGUGGAAUCUAGAUUUGGAAUGUAUAAGAAUGCGGCGAACAACCAGCCUCGUCAAAACUCCUACAAGUUGCCUGCUGUUAUUCCUAGUCCUCAGAAGACAGAUUCUGUACACAGAGAGUUCAACAAACUCUCUGCUGAGGAAUUGCAGUUUAGGCGUAAGAACAGCUUGUGUUAUAGGUGUGGGGAAAAAUUCGGAAUAGGACAUCAGUGUAAGAAGGGCAAUCUAAACUACCUAGGCACGGAUGAAGAGGAGGACAAUGAGUUUGAAGAUGCGGAAGGGGAACAAGAUGAACUCACAGGACGGACGGGCGAGUUGGCAGAAGUAUCCCUCAAUGCUCUCUCCGGGGCUAUAAAGAGGAAGUCUAUCAUGUUGAUGGGCAGUCUGGGAGGGCUUCCAGUUAAAAUUUUAGUGGACACAGGAAGCUCUGAUAGCUUCAUCAACCACAGGGUAGUCAAUUUGUUGCAACUGCCAUAUCAAACGGUUGAUCCCUUUAUUGUGACCUUGGCUGAUGGCACUGACAUAACUAGUGGAGCUAUGAGUCCCAAGGUCACUUGGUUGAUCCAGGAAUACAGAUUCCAAUUUGACUUGAAGAUCAUGGAAUUAGGAGGGUGGGACAUUAUUUUGGGAGUCGAUUGGAUGUGCCAGUUCAGCCCCAUCACAUUUGACUUUCACUCCCUCAGCAUUGCUCUUAGUGCAGAGGGAAGUUUGCUGCAUCUACAAGGUUUUAUCAAUCAGCCUGCAAUGGGACUAGUGAGGGGCAAGGACCUCAGAUCCUUCAUACAGGAGAAACAGAGGUGCUGUGCAGCCUGGCGAACAGACGUAACGAAGGAGCCGGAGGAACCACUGCCUGAGCUUAUAGAAGGGGUUUUACAUCAGCACUCUCAGGUGUUCACAACUCCAGUAGGCUUGCCCCCAGAGAGAGAGCUCGAUCACCAGAUCAACCUUAAACCAGGGGCCGAGCCCUUCAAACUCAAGCCUUACAGGUACCCUCACUCCCACAAAACUGAGAUUGAAAGGCAGGUUGCUGAGAUGCUGACCAAUGGAAUUAUUACCCAUAGCACCAGUCAUUUUGCUUCCCCUGUGUUGCUAGUAAAAAAAAAAGAUAAUACUUGA
Messenger RNA from Coffea eugenioides, 2013 nucleotides. RefSeq lists its product as uncharacterized. The transcript has a single exon. Gene Ontology annotation, biological process: proteolysis. Gene Ontology annotation, molecular function: aspartic-type endopeptidase activity. The coding region runs from base 1 to 2013 and encodes 670 amino acids. NCBI's taxonomy places the organism in Eukaryota, Viridiplantae, Streptophyta, Magnoliopsida, Gentianales, Rubiaceae. The record is from RefSeq and is a predicted model, not a curated record.